AUGCUUGACCGGUUGCCACUAUCCACGAGACUGGCUGCCGCCAUUCCAAGUGGUGUCAAUCUCAGCUGCUAUCACAUCUCGACUCAGCCUGUCCCCUCUGCAGCCUUGUUCUCUCCCGUGCCCUCUCAACCAGACCAGGCCACAACUUGCGAGUCUCACUUUCUCGCCAUUUCUUCUCCAGAAGAUGGCGAAAAAAAGGAACUCCUGAUUUUCGCAGUGGAGAUUCUCAUCUUUGCCACUCCUACCCUCACUUUCAUCUUUGUGUCCAAGGCUGACUCAUCCGGCUUUUCGUCUCGCUUGCCUUCACCAAAGAAUGCUCCCUCCAUCGUCGCUACUGUGACCUCCACCUUUAUUGAUUUCUUACUUGAUUCUCGGUUGCACAAUCAAAAGGUCGUGGUUUCACUCUUUGCUCGGGCCCAGAAUCAAUAUUUGUUUCCUGGCAGUAGCGACAAUUCUGGGAAGCAUGUCUUAGAUGAUCGACAGUUGAUCAAAUGGUGGAGUCGAGUGUUGGAUAGAACAAUGCGACAUCACCAUCAUGAUCCAGCACAGACCUCCAAAGUCGUGGCGCAUCUUGUCGUGCCAGGCUGCGACCAAGCAGAAACCAAGGCUUUCUUUCCUCCGGCGACCAGGCAAAACCCAAUAUCAGAACCAAAAUGGUUCAGCUCAUAUCCUGUGGAUCUUCUUGUCCAGGACGCGUCUCAACCCCCAAGGUUUCUAAUACCUCGCCUACCUGACGACCCUAAAGCUCGUUUUCUCGAUGACUUGGACAAUGAUUUUAUCGACAACCAAGGUCAAUGGCGUUCUGUCAAAUCUCUCCGUGAUUUCUGGGAGAUGAUGUCUUACCGACAAGAAUGUUCUGCCGGAAGGUUGGUCGGUUUCAUUUGGAUGAUAUUUUCGAGGGGUCAAGCAAGUCGUCUAUCGCGCCCACCCGCCAAUCAAGCUGCGCCACAACUGACGACGCCGGAAGCCUCCCAGGUGCAGGAAACCCUGGGGACGGAACCGCAACUUAUGCCGGGUCAACAGGUCAGCACGACCGCCGGAUUAAAAUCACCUCCACCUUCCUCCCCGGUUCAAGACUCGUUCGUGGACUCGCAAAAUACCGACGACACUGGUCUCCUUGAUUCAAACAGCUUUGGCUCAGAGAUUGGAACUGAUUUAGCCUUCGAGAGAGAUGCCAUUGAGUCGACAAAGGGACAGGUAGUUGUCAACACUGAUCAAUACGACCAGCUCAUGGACUUCAUGCUGCAGACCGAUUUUACCGGUGAAGACUUGGCAGCGGAAAGUACCCGGGGUUGGAUCAACAAAAUUCUGGAGAUAUCCAAGGCAUCCACCAUUGGGUACCAAAUACGUGGCGAAAGCAUCGUGGGUGACUCCCUAAAGCCGGGGGCGGGAACGUCAAUACCUCCGCCUGUCAACGUGCUCACCAAUAUUCGCAAGAAAAGAAAAGCAGAUCAAGAAGAUCGAACCUCAAAACCGGCAGUGAAUGAGCAAACGUCUCUGCCAGUUACUGUCAACACGUUAGCCACAUCACUGGUGCGGAAGAAACCCAAAACGUGA
Exophiala bonariae is the source of this 1557-nucleotide messenger RNA. RefSeq lists its product as uncharacterized. The record is from RefSeq and is a predicted model, not a curated record. Gene Ontology annotation, biological process: DNA damage response; regulation of DNA-templated transcription; DNA replication-dependent chromatin disassembly. Lineage: Eukaryota; Fungi; Ascomycota; Eurotiomycetes; Chaetothyriales; Herpotrichiellaceae. Gene Ontology annotation, molecular function: histone H3K56 acetyltransferase activity. Gene Ontology annotation, cellular component: nucleus. The transcript has a single exon. Bases 1 to 1557 code for a protein of 518 amino acids.